Messenger RNA from Kazachstania africana CBS 2517, 2100 nucleotides. It is a transcript of the gene FAA4, whose product is annotated as long-chain fatty acid-CoA ligase FAA4. Gene Ontology annotation, biological process: long-chain fatty acid metabolic process; long-chain fatty-acyl-CoA metabolic process. Gene Ontology annotation, cellular component: endoplasmic reticulum; lipid droplet; plasma membrane. Bases 1 to 2100 code for a protein of 699 amino acids. The record is from RefSeq and is a predicted model, not a curated record. The transcript has a single exon. Lineage: Eukaryota; Fungi; Ascomycota; Saccharomycetes; Saccharomycetales; Saccharomycetaceae. Gene Ontology annotation, molecular function: long-chain fatty acid-CoA ligase activity.
AUGGUAGCACAAUACUCCGUAGAAGUUGGUCCUGCAGCUAAUGAACAUGAAACAGCCCCAAGAAGAAAUAUUAGAGUGGCAAAAGAACCUUUAAAGAGACCCAUUAAUAUGAAAUGUUCAACAGUAUAUGAAUUUGCUUUAGAAUGUUUCGAAAGAGGUGGUCGUAAAAAGGCCAUGGGUUGGAGAGAUGUUAUUGAUAUUCAUGAAGAGCAAAAAAUAGUGAAUAAAGUAAUUGAUGGUAAAGACACUCCAAUUGAAAAGACAUGGUUGUACUAUGAAUUAUCUCCUUACAGAUAUAAUACUUACCGUGAAUUAAUCAAAAUUAUGCAUAAUUUAGGUAGAGGUUUAGUAAAAAUUGGUUUAACUCCGGCAAGUGAUGAUAAAUUACAUAUCUUUGCCUCUACAGGACCUAAAUGGAUGAAAAUGUUUUUAGGUGCACAAUCUCAGGCUAUUCCAAUCGUUACAGCUUAUGAUACUCUUGGUGAAAGUGGUUUAACUCAUUCUAUGGUUCAAACAUGUUCCAAGGCAAUCUUUACAGAUAAUGCUCUACUAGCGAACUUAAUUGGUCCAAUCCAGAAAGCUACUGAUUUGAAAUAUAUUAUUCAUUCUGAUGCCAUUGAUCCAGAAGAUAAGAGACAAAAUGGUAAAAUUUAUCAAAAUGCAAAAGAUGCCAUUGAUAAAAUUAGAGAAGUUAGACCAGAUAUUGAAAUAUUUAGUUUCAUUGAAUUGAUUGAAUUAGGUAAAUCUGCCAAAAAUGAAAUUGUACCACAUCCACCACAAUCAGAAGAUCUUUCAUGUAUUAUGUACACUUCAGGUUCGACCGGUGAUCCAAAAGGUGUCGUCUUGAAACAUUCAAACAUUGUUGCCGGUAUUGCUGGUGUUGGUCAUAACGUUUAUCCUCAAAUUGGUGAAAAUGACAGGAUUGUUGCAUUUUUACCGUUGGCACAUAUCUUCGAAUUGGUAUUUGAAAUGGAAGCCUUCUUUUGGGGUGGUAUCCUUGGUUAUGCCACUGUCAAGACUCUAACAAAAGCAUCCGUAAGAAAUUGUCAAGGUGAUUUGGCAGAAUUUAAACCUACCCUCAUGGUUGGUGUUGCUGCCGUUUGGGAAACCGUCAGAAAAGGUAUUCUAGGCCAAUUGAAAUUACAACCAGCAAUUACUCAAAAGGUUUUUUGGUCUGCAUAUAAUACCAAAUUAAAAUUAGACAAAUACGGGUUACCUGGUGGUAACGCUAUAGGUAACUUGAUCUUCAAAAAAGUCAGAGAGGUAACAGGUGGCCAAUUAAGAUAUAUUUUAAAUGGUGGAUCUCCAAUUAGUAGAAGCGCCCAAGAGUUUUUAUCAAAUUUAUUGUGUCCAAUGUUAAUUGGUUAUGGUCUGACCGAAACAGUCGCUUGUGCUGCUGUCUUAGAGCCGGAUCAUUUUGAAAUUGGUAUCACUGGUGACUUAACUGGUGCCAUCACAGCUAAAUUGGUCGAUGUUGAGGAAUUAAACUACUUCGCAAAAAAUAAUCAAGGUGAAUUAUGGAUCAAAGGUGAUCCUGUCCUUCCAGAAUACUAUAAGAAUCCAGAAGAAACGCGUGCUGCAUUAACUGAAGAUGGCUGGUUUAAGACAGGUGAUAUUGCUGAAUGGACUCCAUCGGGUCAAAUCAAGAUCAUUGACAGAAAGAAGAAUCUAGUCAAAACAUUGAAUGGUGAAUAUAUUGCAUUAGAAAAACUAGAAUCCAUCUACAGAUCAAAUCAAUACGUGCAAAAUAUUUGUGUUUAUGCUGAUGUUAGUCAAGUUAAACCAGUUGGUAUUGUUGUACCAUCCAUACCCGAAGUUACUAAAUUAGCCAAAUCAUUAGGCAUCUUAAAAGCCAAGGAUGAUUCUGCUGAAAAUCAUUUACAAAAUCCAAAAUUAGUUCAAGCAGUACAUAAUGACAUGUUAAAGACAGGUAAGUCAUUAAAGUUAGCUGGUAUCGAACUAUUGGCUGGUAUAGUUCUAUUUGAUGGCGAGUGGACUCCAGAAAACGGUUACGUCACCUCUGCACAAAAAUUGAAAAGAAAUGAUAUCUUUUCAGAGGUUAAAGAGCAAGUAAAUUCUGUCUAUGCGCAUGUCAGGUAA